AUGGAGCUGACCGUCGGCGCGUCCUGUCGCGAGCAGAGAGACGACGCGUAUCGCGGUCGGUCAGCGAACGAUCGAGCGUUUUCUCGCCGUUUCGAUUCAAAGGAGGUCAUCAGGUACAACUUAGUCUAUUCACAGAGGGUGCGCUCAGAUCGACUCCACCGCGCCCUCGUCCUCCGCCGCGAAGCUCUCCUCCGCGUCCACGAACACGUCCUCCUCCUCCUCCUCCUCCCGCGCGUCGUACAACGCCCCCGCGCUGACGACGUUGUUCGCGAUCUCGAGCGGAUGAAUCGUCGUCGUCGCCUCCGCGUCCGCGGCGGAACCGAGCGCUCCCGAAGGUCCGCCGUGCGCCCCGCCCGUGAUGCCCUCCGUCAGCAGUCGCGUCCUUCCGCCGUUCGCGAUCGCGCCGAUCUCCCGCAGCACCCUCGCGUACUCCUCGCGCAGCUCGCGCGCGCUCGCGUCGAUGAGCUCCGUGCUCCCGCGUUCCAGGACUGUGAGGGCCGUUCCGUCGUUCGAAGCGACGAAAGCACGUCGGGGCGGAGUCGAAAGGCGUCAGAAGCGGAGUUGAAAGGCGUCGAGGCGCGUGCGUCGGGAAUGAAGAAACCGAGGCACGCGCGGAGAGGAACGUCGACCGGGAGAGAAAGUCCUUAA
Micromonas pusilla CCMP1545 is the source of this 648-nucleotide messenger RNA. RefSeq lists its product as uncharacterized. The transcript has a single exon. The record is from RefSeq and is a predicted model, not a curated record. Lineage: Eukaryota; Viridiplantae; Chlorophyta; Mamiellophyceae; Mamiellales; Mamiellaceae. Bases 1 to 648 code for a protein of 215 amino acids.